UACAAACACAAUCUGAUUUACAUAAACAAAUGAGAAAUGAGUGUUGUAACAACUGGUAGAAGUUUUGAUUAUCAAUUAAUAAGUAAUUAUUAUCAGUUAUUAAUUAUUACCGGCUUUUCCAAAGAAUGUACAAGAAAGAAUGAUCAAACGAAUCAAAUAGCAGACCUAAAUAACAAGAAACAAUGAACAUCAUCAAAAUGCGGCUGAGGUUUUUGAUAAGGCCAUUAUGCUUGAUCGUAUGUAUCAUGACACUUACUAAUAUUUUGAGGAUAAAACGGAUGCCAGGAGAACGCUUCGCGGAUAGUUGCAUCAAAGCAGAUGGCGCUGUAAACAUGAAUUAUGACAUGCGUCACUUUCCAGACAUUAUUGAAGAUGAUUAUGCCCAAUUGCAAUUUGAGAAAGAAGUCGACCAAACAAAACUUGACGAUAUUAGAAAAUGGAAUGAGACUGGCAGCAUCAAUUAUAAAAUCUAUGAAUUUGCGGAUUUCAUUGAAGAUGAAAAUAACGGAUCUCUUGUUCCAGAGAACCACAUGGGCGAGCAAACUAAAACUAACCGUGUGACUGACCCUAAUCACAUUCCAUCUGAGCGCACAGUUGAUUGUAAAUAUGACAUUUCGGGGAGAUUAUGUGGAGAACAGAACCCCCAUAUGUACUCAUGCAGCGCCAUCUCUGAUAAAUGGCCAUCUAUGCUGCCACCUAUCGUAAAACAAACGAACUAUGACAAACAGAGAAUUCCUCCAAACUUUUUUGAUUUUCCUUAUGUUGAUAACGCUCCAAAGUUGGAUUACAAAAAGCUAAUAUUGAAUCCCAGAAUGAUAUGUAGUGACCACCAACCCCAUGUGCUUGUCAUGUGUAAUAGUGCAAUACAAUCCUUCAAUGUGCGUCAGGCAGUGCGUAAUACGUGGGGCAAUGCAAGUGCCAAUAAUGCCCAAAAGAUGGCUCUGAGGGUUGUUUUUAUAAUUGGAGAUUUUAACAACACAGCUGAUCAACAUAUCAUUGAUGAAGUCAACAGAGAGUCUAGAAUUCACAAAGAUAUUCUACAAAUUCAGGUUGACGAUUCAUACCGAGCCAUGACUGCGAAAAGGAUUCUGGGAUUGCGAUGGGGGCUCGUGUACUGUCCAACAGCGACACAUGUAAUUUACGCAACAGAUGACAUCGUAAUUAACAUUAACAAAAUCAACAAUAUCAUCAAAACAGAGGGAAACGAUAGCAUGGAUAGAGUGUACUACGGAUGUAGCUACCCCGAGGAACAAAUGGCGAUAACCUCAGGGAGAUACGAGAUGCAUUCCGAGCCCCCAACCAACUGGACCAAAUUCAACUUACUCCCAAGAUACAACAUUGGAUUUGCCAUGCUUCUUUCACGUGAUUCCGCCGCAUACAUUAACGCCCUCACAUGCAAAACACCAUUAGUUUUCCCCGAUGAUGCCUAUAUUGGUAUCUUAUUAAAAAUGGUUGGGAUUGCACCGAAGGGAGAGUACAAAACUUGUGGAAUACGUCACAGAAAAGACAGGAAAUUAGGAGUUGCAUUUGCAGUUGAGAAAUUUUCGAAUUUACUUUGGGAUCACACAAACCGUACUGUAUUUGUACAUUUGUAUGAAAGAAAUAAUACGGCGAUAUUGAUAGAGAAGAUAUGGAAGAAACGACCAGAUAUGUAAAUAAUUUUGAAAAGUGUAAUAAAUUGCAAACAAAGUAUUGAUAUGUUUGGUCAAUGUGGUUAGUGGGGGGGGGUUCGAAGGUAUACGUCAUGAAGACUUCAGUUGGACAUUGCGUUCCGUAAAUAUGACGAAGAAGUUGAAUAACAAAUUACUAUAACAAAUGCAAUAUUCUUACUUUCAAAAUAACUUAGAUUGAAUCUUUGUGAAUUAUUUUGUGUAUAUCAAGAGUUCAGAAACAGCAGCGUACUUGUGCAAAUUCUUUAUUUGAAAACUUUAGAAGCCUCAUGUUUGUAACAACUGUUCUUAAAAAGCAGCGCUUGUUCUUCAGAGCGU
Owenia fusiformis is the source of this 1988-nucleotide messenger RNA. Lineage: Eukaryota; Metazoa; Annelida; Polychaeta; Sabellida; Oweniidae. The record is from the annotation of a GenBank genome assembly.